Molecule: messenger RNA, 1955 nt
Organism: Punica granatum (pomegranate)
Lineage: Eukaryota; Viridiplantae; Streptophyta; Magnoliopsida; Myrtales; Lythraceae
Source: RefSeq, a predicted model, not a curated record
UUUGCUAUUGGGUUCAGAGUAUAGCUCUCAAUAAGUCAAUUUGUUCAUCUUUUGUGUAGCAGAAAGCCCAUUUGGCCAAUUGACUCGAUCAUCAUUCAAAUCAGGCCCAUUACGAACUGCCCUCUGCACGAGACUGAGACCGGGACAAACUGUUGACGGUUGAACAAGCCAUAAAACGUCAACCUUUUGAACAGCAGGGCAGGGCUGGGUCAAUCGGGAAAUGCCAGUCAAGAUUUUUCAACGCUUCAGACCUCUUCAAUUCUUACGGUUUCUUUUGGUUGCAUGGCAGCGGCUCCUCUUCUUCAUACAUAUAUAUAUAUAUACAUGUCUUUGGAGAUGCUCAAACAUAUCUUCAUUCAAGUUCACAACAACGAUUCUUAAAACAGAAACACAGCAAGCUCAACUUUCCAUUCAUGGCUUCCUUAACAUCUUCGACUCUCUUGUCCUCGUUUUCUGCUCCCUCUUCUUCUCCCUGUGCUUGCACCUCAUCCCGUUCUACAUCGAAGGGGAUGAUCAAUGCUGCAAUACAUCCCCCGGCCUUCCCCAAGGUUCAGUCAAGCUCGAGCAAGAAGCUGCAUUUCCAAGAACUUAUAAACACGAGAAAUGGCUACAUGGCCCCUGUGCAACAGUUGCUUGACCUGACCGACGACAUGUCCGUAGUGAUCAGCGAGCCAUGUCGGUCAUCAGAUGCAGCUGCUGGUUCAGUGAGUGAGCAGAUGUACUCGCUCCUCGAGGUGGUUGCAGAUAGAGUAGAGAUGCAUGGGAAUAUCGGCAAGCAGCGGGAAAACUGGAACAACCUCUUGCUCAAUUCCAUCAAUAUGAUGACUCUCACGGCCACCACAGUGGCUGGCCUGGGAGUGGCUGUUGGAGGCGGAGCUCCUCUGGGGCUGAAGCUGUCUUCAACUCUCUUGUUCACUGCAGCCACCGGAAUGUUGCUCGUGAUGAAUAAAAUCCAACCCUCGCAACUGGCUGAAGAGCAGAGGAAUGCAGUGAGGCUAUUUAAACAGCUUGAAAGCGAGAUGCGGUCAAGGCUUGCCCUCCGGGCUCCGACACAAGAGGACGUGGAGGAGGUGAUGGAGAGGAUUCUUGCACUAGAUCGAGCAUCCCCUCUCCCUUUGCUCGGGGCCAUGCUCGAGAAGUUCCCGAAAAAGUUCGAGCCUGCUUCCUGGUGGCCAAAAGCCAAUCCCGAUAAAGUCUCAGCCCGCCGGAGUAAUAGACAGGUGAAUCAUUUUCCAUCAAGACGAGGAAACAACGGAUGGAGCGAGGAGUUGGAGGUGGAGAUGAGGGCCAUUGUUGAUGUGCUGAAGAGAAAAGAUGAGAAGGACUACCUGAGGCUUGGCAACAUUGCCUUGAAGGCCAACAAGGUAUUGGCUGUUGCGGGCCCCGUGCUCACGGGCCUAGCCGCCGUGUCUUCCAUCUUCACUGCAGGGUCCUCCGCUGCAGCAGCAGCUGCAGCGAUGGUGGCAGUCACAGCCGGAUCAUUAGCAGCUGCAGUGAACUCGUUAGAGCACAGUGGGCAAGUGGGGAUGGUGGUGGAGAUUUAUAGGAACUGCGCGGGAUUCUUCAGACUGUUGGAGGAGUCGAUCGAGUCAACGCUGGAGGAGAGGGAUGUGGAGAGUCGAGAAAACGGGGAGUUGUUUGAGAAGAAAGUGGCAAUGAAGCUCGGAAGGAGCCUCUCGCAGCUCAGAGAUUUGGCUAGGAAAUCCAUUUAUUCCGGCAUCAAAGGGACCGAGAUCGAUGAAUUCGGAAGCAAGCUCUUCUGAAUUACUAAUCUCUUGUGCCCCAAGAAUUCAAACUCGUGUAUAGUUAGAGCCUUAGUUAUGCUAAUCAUUCAUUCUUUGAUUAUUUCAACACAAUCUUUGUAUACACCACAUAACUAAAGUGGAAACUGAUCGUGUGAAUUUUAUUUGCAAUCCAUUUGCGGGAUGGUACAAAAGCGGCCUUUCUUAAUGUAU